Cokeromyces recurvatus is the source of this 825-nucleotide messenger RNA. RefSeq lists its product as uncharacterized. The record is from RefSeq and is a predicted model, not a curated record. The transcript is spliced from 2 exons. NCBI's taxonomy places the organism in Eukaryota, Fungi, Mucoromycota, Mucoromycetes, Mucorales, Mucoraceae. Bases 306 to 788 code for a protein of 160 amino acids.
GUCAAGUUACAACCCAUUGUUACAAAACCAGAAGGGAAGAACUUAAUUCAAGCGUGUUUGAAUGCUCCUGAUCCUGUGUCUAAUGAACAAUCCAAUGGAGACGCGUCUUAUGGUAAUGCCUCACCACAAGUUGAAGAUAAAAAAUCAAUUUAUGAAGAUAUAAAGGUAAGAUAAAUAAAUAAAUAAAUAAAUACAGAUAAAAUAAUCAAGUUAUUUUAUUUUCCUUCUUUCUUUGAUAUUAUAGACUGAGCAACCUACAUCUAAUCAAUUGGCAUCACAACAACAGGCACAAACACAGCCUACUAAUGCACCUAGUGGUUAUACUGGAGGUAAUGGAUCAAACGGCGGUUAUCAGCCACAACCACCUUAUACUCAACCACAACCAGGAAAUAAUGCCACUAAUGCAUAUAAUGGUCAUCCCGGCUAUAUCAAUGCACAUAAUCAAAAUAGUCCCUAUCAACCAGCGCCUUCACAAAAUGCUUAUGGUCAAAUGCCUCCACCUGCUUUUUAUAGUAACCAACAGCCUCAUUAUAUGCAACAACAACAACAACAGCAACAGCAACAACAACCUCAAGGCUAUUGGCAACAACAGCAACCACAGCAACAGCCUGGCGGUCUUCCUUUACCAAAACAAGACCAAUCACCUAUUAUGGAUAACAAGUCAAAUAUUAAAAAGUAAUGAAUUAAAGAAAGAGAGAGAGAGAAAGAGAGAUAAUAUUAUGUGCGUUGAUUCCCUUUUAUAUCCUUCAUAUUUCUGUUUAUAUAUGUGUGUGUGUGUGUAUGUAUGAAUAUAUAAUACGUAUACAUAUAUAAAUUAAGAAAAAA